Acanthocheilonema viteae is the source of this 2838-nucleotide messenger RNA. The record is from the annotation of a GenBank genome assembly. NCBI's taxonomy places the organism in Eukaryota, Metazoa, Nematoda, Chromadorea, Rhabditida, Onchocercidae.
AUGGAUAUUCGAAGAUAUUUCGGUGGCAGUACAGGAAAAAGUGCGCUUACAGAGCUAAGAGCUAGUCAAGGUAGUCCCAAAAGAUCGGAUAAACGACCCCAGGUUACACAAAGGAAGGCAAGUAAGAAUCCAUUGGUGACUGAUGUCGUACUCUCCGAUGCAUCUGAUGAUGAGAAUCCAUUGCCGCGUUCACUACGUAAAGAGUUACACAAAAAACGAGCAAAAAAGAGGAUUCUAUUAUCAUCUGACGAUGACGAUGAUCUGCCACCCUCCGCUUCCCAAGUGCGACCACCUAAAAGAGGUGAAAAAAUUACUUUGAAGAAAGUGGACACCAAAUCAAUGGAAAGUUUGUUGAAGCGCACAGCCGAUGAAGAACUUGAUGAAGGGGAAGACGGAUUUGUUCCGGCACCACCAACAAAAAAGAAACGUAACAGAACGCCACCUGGUCAAGAGAAGUUGGAUUUUGGUCGCCUUAGCACCAUCAAAAAGAAGGAGUCUCCAAAAAAAACAAGGGCGAAUCCUGCCUCUGAAUUGGAAGUGAUUAAUCCGGCUGAAUUCUUCCGCAAUUUCGACAGAAUUUCCACGGAAAAAAAAAGCGCAAAACAAAGUGAUAUUACAACCAAGGAGACAAAUCUGCCCGAGAAAAAUGUUCAAGUAAUAAUUUCACCAGAAGCCUCGCCAAGGAAAUUGAAGCAGGAAAUAGCUUUGGAAAGCAAAAAAGAAAGGAAAGUGGUCGGUUUAAAUGAUGAGAAUUGUAAAUCAUCUCAACCAUCAACAGGAUCAAUUAAAGCGAAAAAAUCACCAAAAACCAUUGCAUCCACUUCUGUUAAAUCAUUAAAAGCAAAAAAAGAUGUUGCUGUUUUGAAAAAAGAAGAAGACCGGAUACAGGAAACGAAAAAACGGAAGGAGGGGCAUGAGACAAGACAAAAGGUCGGAGUAGUAAAUGAUGGUGCCAAUAAAACAAUUACCACUGAUAUUAUCAAAGAAAAAAAAAUAUCAAAAAGCCGAGUGGCUCAGCAAAAAUCGUCGAAAGUGACAAGAAAUUUAAAAGAGGAGACGUCGAAACUUGUUGAGUUGGCUGAGAUUAAAAGUCCUGCUGGAGAAGAAGCGUAUCUACCAUGGGUUGACAAAUACAAACCGACCGGUCUGAAACACUUAGUUGGACAAAACGGGGAAAAAUCGCCUAUGAAUAAAUUAUUGGAUUGGCUGCGAAAUUGGGCAAAGAAUCAUCUCGGUAUGAGUGGCAAGCAGAAAAAGGCGCGACCUCCUCCCUGGUUAGCGCAGAAUGAUGGCACAGCUUUCAAAGCAGUGAUGCUUAGUGGUCCACCUGGUGUCGGUAAAACGACAUGUGCUGUAUUAGCUUGUAAAGAACUUAAACUGCGAUACGUGGAGAAAAAUGCGUCGGAUGUGAGAAAUAAAAAAGCGUUAGAAGCACAAACAUCGGAAGUAAUUGGUUGUGAACAAAUCGACGAUUACAUAAAGGAUUCAGCCACACGUAAAAUGAAUAUAUCUAACGAAAUAACACAUGUGCUGAUUAUGGAUGAAGUAGAUGGCAUGAGUGGAAAUGAUGAUCGAGCAGGGAUUGCUGAAUUAAUACAAAUGAUCAAGGAAACAUUGAUACCAAUAAUUUGUAUAUGUAAUGAUCGGCAAUCACAAAAGAUGCGUUCAUUAAUGAAUUAUUGUUUUGAUGUGCGCUUUCAGCGACCACGCAUUGAACAGAUAAGGGCAAGAUUGCUUACCAUCGCAUGCCAGGAACAUUUGAAAAUUGAGAAGGAAGCAAUUGAUGAAAUUAUUGAAGCCUCGCAGCAUGAUGUUCGUCAGUCAAUUUAUAAUUUGCAACUGUCAAGUUCAGGCGCAAAUGGAGGACAGUUGCAGAGCAAAGAUGCUGCUAUUAAUCCUUUUGAAGCUGCUCGUUGUCUUUUAAACAUCAAUACACAAACAUGGGAGAAACAGCAAAUGUUUUUCGUUGAUCCUUCAAUUAUGCCACUUUUUGUACAGGAAAAUUAUCCAUUUGUACAGAACUCGAAGAUGAGCACUAGUGAACGAUUAUAUGCGUUGAGAAAAGCUGCAAACAGUAUCUCAGAGGGUGAUAUAAUUGAUCGAAUUAUUCGAACAACAGGAGCAUGGACACUGCUUAUUGAACAAGCAUUGUUUUCAUGUGUAGUACCAACUUCGUACAUGAAUGGUUAUAUGAAAGGAGUAAUUAAUUUCCCUUCUUGGUUAGGAAGGAAUUCAACAUUCAACAAACGUCAGAGAUUGUUGCGCCAGCUGACAACUCACACUUAUCUAAGAACAUUUGCUGCCGUAUUCCCUGUGGUACUUGAUUAUGUUCCUGUUCUACGACAGAACUACUGCCGUCCACUGUUGGAUAAAGAGAAUGACGGUGUAAAUGAUGUUAUCAAUCUGUACAAAGAAUACAAUUUGGUCAGAGAUGAUAUCGAAUCAAUUGCUGAAUUGGCUGUUUGGCCGGGUAUGAAGGAUCCAGGAGCUGCUAUUCCAGCUAAGGUCAAAGCAACUCUGACACGAACUUUGAAUAAGGAACAUAUUAUUUUACCUUAUGCGCUGGAUACCUUAAUAAAGGGGCGAAAGAAAUUAGGAGGAAGUCUCGAAGUAGAUGAAGAAGGUAAUUUAGUCGAGCAAAUUGGUGAUGAAAAUGAUUUGGAAGAUUCCAGUGAAGAAAGCAAUAAUGACGAUAAAUUUGCUGGAGUCAUAAAGAAAAAAAGCAGUUCUACCAGUGGGAAUAAAAAAACAAGUAGUGGGAAAGCUUACGGUGUCGGUAACCAUAGAGGACGCGCUAUCCGCGGAUCCACUGGCAGAGGUCGAGCUAAUAAGAAAUGA